Messenger RNA from Rhododendron vialii, 2282 nucleotides. Its product is annotated as potassium channel KAT3-like. Gene Ontology annotation, cellular component: membrane. Gene Ontology annotation, biological process: transmembrane transport; potassium ion transport. The record is from RefSeq and is a predicted model, not a curated record. The transcript is spliced from 13 exons. NCBI's taxonomy places the organism in Eukaryota, Viridiplantae, Streptophyta, Magnoliopsida, Ericales, Ericaceae. Gene Ontology annotation, molecular function: voltage-gated potassium channel activity. The coding region runs from base 73 to 2007 and encodes 644 amino acids.
CCAAACAAUUAUGUGAACUUAAACUAUUACCUCUCUCUCUCUCUCUAGCUCUCUCAACUAGUCAGGCCAAAGAUGUCGACGGAAAGAAGGACAGCUUCAACUUCCUUGCCAUCGGAAAAUAGGUCACGGCCGGUGCCGGCUUUGCUGUACAGAAGGAGAUCAAGUGAUAAUAUAGACAACUUAGCAACUGUUUCCAGCAGUCUUUUGCCGGCUUUCGGGACCAUUGUGGAUGAUGCUAAUUCUCUCCACCUCAGGAAAUAUAUCAUCGCCCCAUACGACCGUAGAUACCGGUGGUGGCAAACAUUUCUGGUGGUGCUUGUGGUGUACUCGGCAUGGUCAUCUCCAUUCGAGCUAGCCUUCAAGAAAGUGGCAACUGGGUCACUAUUGCCGGUUGACUUAGCUGUGGAUGCCUUCUUUGCGAUCGACAUUGUUCUGACUUUCUUCGUUGCUUACUUGGACAAAUCAACCUAUCUCCUUGUAGAUAACCAUGAGAAAAUAGCAAUGCGGUAUGUAACAAACCUAUGGUUCCCAAUGGACGUAGUCUCAACUCUGCCAUUCCAUGCCAUAUACCUGCUCUUCACCGGAAAAAUGCACAAAGGUGAAGCGUUUGGCUUCCUCAACUUGCUCCGGCUAUGGCGACUCCGACGUGUUAGUGAACUCUUCACAAGGUUGGAGAAAGACACACGCUUCAGCUACUUCUGGACAAGAUAUUGCAAGCUAAUAUGUGUGACUCUAUUCGCAGUACACUCGGCUGGUUGUUUCUAUUACUGGAUGGCCAUCCAUCAUAAAACAUCCGAUGACACAUGGAUUGGAGCUCAAGUUCAUGAUUUUGAACAUGAAAACAUUUGGAUGGGAUACACCUAUUCCAUGUAUUGGUCAAUUGUCACCCUCACGACGGUUGGAUACGGGGACUUGCAUGCAGAGAAUACAGGAGAGAAGGUUUUCAAUAUCUUCUACAUGUUAUUCAACAUCGGUCUAACAGCAUAUCUGAUCGGAAAUAUGACGAAUCUCGUUGUCCACAGCGCAGUCAGAACCUUUGCUAUGAGGGACGCCAUCAAUGAGAUAUUACGAUAUGCGAGCAAGAAUCGGCUUCCAGAUGGUUUGAAAGAGCAAAUGCUGGCUCAUAUGCAACUCAAGUUUAAGACAGCAGAAUUACAACAGGAAGAAGUGCUUGAAGACUUACCCAAGGCGAUUAGAUCAAGUAUAGCUCAGCAUCUUUUCCAUGAAACUGUGGAAACUACCUAUCUCUUCAAAGGAGUUUCUGACGACCUCAUCACCCAGCUGGUGUCUGAGAUGAAAGCAGAGUUUUUUCCACCAAAAGUCGAUAUUAUUUUACAGAAUGAGAUACCAACAGAUUUCUACGUUCUGGUAUCCGGAGCAGUGGAUGUGCUGAUAUACAAAAAUGGAACGGAGCAGUUCUUGUCAAAAUUAGGGUCUGCGGAAAUGGCAGGAGAAAUAGGCGUGAUUCUCAAUAUCCCACAGCCUUUUACGGUGAGAACAAAGCGGCUUUCUCAGGUGAUCCGGAUAAGCCAUCAACAUUUCAAGCAAAUGGUACUGCAACAUAAUGCAGAUGGGAAGAAAAUUAUCUCCAACUUUAUACAGUAUUUGAAAGGCUUAAAGAAAGAGAUGCUUGAAGAAAUACCUUUCGUAACAGAGUUGAUAGAUGACUUCAACACAGAGAAUAUAGCACCAAUUGAGGGGGCAGAGUAUCAUGAAGCACCAAAUAAUAGUGGAGAGGAAAAUAUAGAAGGAACAUCACCAACUUCUGCGCCAUCAUCAGACAUACUUCCCGUGAGGGUCAUAAUACACGGGCAUCGCCCGGAUGAUAAAACAAAUGAUGGUGGUAAAAUGGGAAAACUUAUCCAUCUUCCUGACUCAGUGGAAGACCUUCUGAGUUUAGCAGAAAAGAAGUUUGGCAAAAGAGGAUGCACAAUUCUCGUGGCCGAUGGCUCUCAGGUGGAAGAAUUGAGAGCCCUAAGAGAGAAAGACCACUUAUUUAUCUUUUGAGAACUAAAAGAAAAAACUUGAGUGCAUAGCAACAACGAAGAAAACCAAUUUCUUUGAUCAGCAUUAAUCUAUGAUACGCAUGAGUAGUAGAGAAUGUAGUAAACAUUUAUGAGACAAGCUAUCCAGUGCCACAAUUAAGAACAUUUGAGUUACUAACAUUUGUGUGCAGAACUCCUAACAAUGUCAUCGAUGUAUUAUAUCUACUCACCAAAUGCUAGCAAAGGACAGUGGUUGAGGAUAUUACGGUUUCUAUUUGAUAUCCUUUUUGUUGAGCA